UCUUUAGGAGCACGCAGGUGCAUUUCCCAUCAUAAGCCGUAUGGCGCGCGACUUUCUGGCCAUUCCCGCAACAAGCGUGUCAGUGGAACGACUGUUUUCGGCGUCUCGACACUUGUGUACCGAUCUUCGCUCCUCUUUCCGGGCACAGACUGUCACAGAGGCUAUGUGCGUCAAGCAAUGGAUUCGCGCAGGCCUUCUGGAAGUUAUUCCGGCACGAUCCUCAAAGAAAAAGUGAUUGUACAUAUUAACUGUUUGUUUACUGUUUAUAAACUGUUUAUAAACGUUUAU
Messenger RNA from Phanerochaete carnosa HHB-10118-sp, 288 nucleotides. RefSeq lists its product as uncharacterized. The transcript has a single exon. The record is from RefSeq and is a predicted model, not a curated record. Bases 41 to 235 code for a protein of 64 amino acids. NCBI's taxonomy places the organism in Eukaryota, Fungi, Basidiomycota, Agaricomycetes, Polyporales, Phanerochaetaceae. Gene Ontology annotation, molecular function: protein dimerization activity.